Talaromyces amestolkiae is the source of this 2310-nucleotide messenger RNA. RefSeq lists its product as uncharacterized. Gene Ontology annotation, molecular function: carboxypeptidase activity. Bases 1 to 2310 code for a protein of 769 amino acids. The transcript is spliced from 3 exons. Lineage: Eukaryota; Fungi; Ascomycota; Eurotiomycetes; Eurotiales; Trichocomaceae. The record is from RefSeq and is a predicted model, not a curated record.
AUGCCUCUAUCGGAGACAACUCCGCUUCUCGUGGUGCAAACUGCUCCCAGGCGACACCGAUAUCCUCAUCAUACCCUCCGUCGCACAUGCACCGCCAUCCUAUGUCUUGUACUUCUUAUUGCAGUGACACUAUUCCUCUUACCAAUUAAGCUUUUAUCGCGCGAGGACGGUGCUCCAUGGGUGUACGGUCCAUGGUCCAAGCCCUACCCUCAAUCAUGGCCACAUGGAAACGGUCUGUCCAAUGCAGAGCUGCGCGCACUUUUACACGAGACCCCUACAGCAGAGAAGAUUGAAGAGUGGAGUAAAUACUAUACGGCUGGUCCACACUUGGCUGGCGCCAAUUUCUCGCAGGUGCUUUGGACCCAGGAAAAGUGGAAGGAGUUUGGUGUCGAGGACACAACGAUUGCCACCUACGAUGUUUAUAUUAAUUAUCCGCUAGACCACCGUCUCGCGCUCUUGAAUAAGAAGGGUGAAGAUGACUAUGAAGUCGCUUACGAGGCGAGUCUAGAGGAGGAUGUUUUGGAUGAGGAUGGUACAAGUGGUCUGCCAGACCGUAUCCCGACGUUCCAUGGCUACUCGGCUUCUGGAAACGUUACUGCGCCGUUCGUAUAUGCAAACUUUGGUACAUUUCAGGACUACCAGGAUCUGGUUGAUGCAGGCAUCUCUGUUGAGGGCAAGAUCGUGAUUGUCAAAUAUGGCGGUAUCUUCCGCGGUCUCAAGGUAAAGCGUGCGCAAGAUCUGGGUGCCGUGGGUGUGAUCAUCUAUUCAGAUCCCCAGGAAGAUGGCGAUAUUACCGAGUUGAAUGGGUAUGAGGCAUAUCCUGCUGGACCUGCUAGGAAUCCAAGUGCAGUUCAAAGGGGCAGCGUUCAGUUUCUCAGCAUUGCACCAGGUGACCCAACCACUCCCGGGUAUGCAUCGAAGCCAGGCGUCGAGCGACAGCCUCCAGAACACUCCAUCCCGUCGAUUCCAUCUCUCCCCAUCUCAUACACCGACGCCUUGCCACUUCUCAAAGCUCUAAAUGGCCACGGUCCCAAGGCAGCUGAUUUCAAUGACUUCUGGCAAGGCGGCGGCUUAGCUCAUAAGGGUGUUGACUACAACAUUGGACCUACUCCGGAUGACGUGGUUAUCAACCUGCACAAUCUUCAAGACUACGUCACAACUCCUCUGUGGAAUGUCAUUGGUGUUAUCAAGGGCACUAUUCUGGAUGAGGUGGUCAUUUUAGGAAACCAUCGUGACGCCUGGGUCGCAGGUGGUGCCGGUGAUCCCAACAGUGGCUCGGCAGCUCUCAACGAGGKUGUGAGAAGCUUUGGUGAGGCUCUCAAGGCAGGAUGGAAGCCUCUCAGGACGAUUGUCUUUGCCAGCUGGGAUGGCGAGGAGUAUGGUCUAGUUGGUUCUACCGAGUGGGUGGAAGAGCAAUUGCCAUGGCUCACAGUCGCAAAUGCGGUCUAUCUCAAUGUCGAUGUGGCGUCAAGUGGUCCUAUAUUUGAUGUCAGCGGCAGCCCUCUACUCAAUAAGGCCGUUCACGAAGUCACGAGGACAGUCCAGUCACCAAACCAGACGGUCAAGGGUCAGUCAGUUUUAGAUGCCUGGGGCGGCCACAUUUCUUCGCUUGGUAGUGGAAGUGACUAUACCGCUUUCCAGGAAUUUGCUGGCGUGCCUAGUGUCUCCUUUGGAUUUAAAGGUGGAAAAACGAGUGCGGUCUACCAUUACCAUUCCAACUACGACAGCUUUGACUGGAUUAAACGCUUUGGUGACCCUGGCUGGAAGUACCACGUUACCACUGCCAAGAUUUUCUCCUUGCUUGGGGCCUACUUCUCCGAGAAACCUGUCUUGGGCUUCAAUGCUACGGACUAUGCCAUUAAUUUGCAGAAGUAUGUUAACAACAUCAGAUCACACGCCGACAAUCUCCCAAAAAAGACUCAUUUCAGCUUUGGACCUUUGGAGCGAUCAAUUGCCGAUUUCUACGAUGCUGCAGUAGAAUUCGACGCAUAUGCUGCCAAGGUUGAAUCUGAGCUAGAUCAAGAGGAGCCGUGGUACCACUGGUGGAAAAAGCUACAGCUAUGGUUCAAGGUGCGCGCUAUCAACACAAAGUACAAGACUUUGGAAAGAAAGUUCCUGUAUGAAGCUGGCUUGGAUGGACGAAGCUGGUUUAAGCAUGUUGUCUUUGCUCCGGGUCUUUGGACUGGGUAUGCUGGAGCGACCUAUCCUGGUCUGGUUGAGAGUUUGGAUGCGGGUAAUGUUACAAACGCUGUGAGAUGGAGUGAGAUUAUCCAGGAACGACUUGGUGUGGCGACUAAGCUGCUUGAAUAG